Molecule: messenger RNA, 3484 nt
Organism: Raphanus sativus (radish)
Lineage: Eukaryota; Viridiplantae; Streptophyta; Magnoliopsida; Brassicales; Brassicaceae
Product: probable LRR receptor-like serine/threonine-protein kinase At1g56130
Exons: 24
Coding region: 208-3276 (1022 amino acids)
Biological process (GO): protein phosphorylation
Molecular function (GO): protein kinase activity; ATP binding; protein binding
Source: RefSeq, a predicted model, not a curated record
GGCAGCCCGCUAAGUCUUCGUUCCACGCAUGUGAGCUACACGCCCUCUCACUUGACGAAUGAGGAGGGAUUAGUGUGUAUCCUUAGAUUAUUAAAUCAUAUUAAACAAGCAAGUUGAUAUUUUCAAAGUCUACAUAAUCACCAUUGUCAUUGGAUUUGAACCAAAGAAAAACCUUCAGCUUUUUGGCAUCUUCUACGGUCGACGACGAUGCCUAGGUUACGACGGAAUCUGUGUCUAGUACUCGCUGUCUUGUUUUUGUGUAUUCACGGUUUGGUUCACGUGGUCCGAGCUCAGAACCGAGCCACAACUCAUCCCGAUGAAGCGCGUGCUUUGAACUCCAUUUUCGCGACUUGGAAGAUCAAAGCACCGAAUAAUGAAUGGAACAUCAGCGGCGAGCUUUGCUCCGGCGCCGCCAUAAACGCCGGCGUCUCCGUCGAUAACGGUGCUUACAACCCUAUAAUCAAAUGCGCGUGUACAUUCGCCAACUCCACCAUCUGUCGCAUUACCGCACUGAAGGUUUAUGCGUUAGAUGUUGCAGGAACUAUACCUGAUGAGCUCUGGACUCUUGAAUACCUCACUAAUCUGAACUUGGGUCAAAACCUUCUGACAGGACCCUUGUCUCCUGCAAUUGGGAACCUGACUCGAAUGGAAUGGAUGACAUUUGGGAUCAAUGCGUUGUCUGGCCCUGUUCCCAAGGAGAUUGGGUUGCUUACAAAUCUGAAAUUACUUAGCAUUAGUUCAAAUAACUUCUCUGGUUCUAUGCCAGCUGAGAUUGGGAGUUGUACAAAGCUACAGCAAAUCUACAUAGAUAGUUCUGGGCUUAACGGGGAGAUACCUUUAUCAUUUGCUAAUCUUGUGGAUAUGCAACAAGCUUGGAUGAUGGAUCUGGAAUUUACAGGUCGGAUACCAGACUUUAUAGGAAACUGGACCAAACUUACUACCCUGAGAAUUGUUGGAACUGGUUUGAGUGGUCCGAUACCGUCGUCAUUUUCCAACUUAACAUCUUUGACAGAACUGAGGCUAGGUGAUAUAUCCAAUGGAAGCUCUACUCUCGAUUUCAUCAAAGACAUGAAAUCUCUAAGUACAUUAGUACUGAGGAACAACAAUCUCACGGGGGAAAUACCAUCUGAUAUUGGAGAGUACUCAAGCCUGCAACAAGUUGAUUUAAGCUUCAACAAACUACAUGGACCAAUACCGUCUUCACUUUUCAAAUUAACUCGACUUACUCACUUGUUUCUAGGAAACAACACGUUGAAUGGUUCCUUACCCACUCAAAAGAGUCAGUCUUUGAGCAAUAUAGAUGUGUCGUACAAUAAUUUGUCUGGAAGUCUUCCUUCGUGGGUCAGCUUACCAAACUCGAAAUUUAACCUAGUUGCUAACAGCUUCAUACUGGAAGGUCUUGACAACAGGGUUUUAUCAGGACUGAACUGUCUGCAGAAGAACUUCCCUUGCAAUCGAGGGAAAGGAAUCUAUUACAACUUCUCAAUCAACUGUGGAGGGCCGGAUAAAAGUUCUGUUAACGGGCCACUAUAUGAGAAAGAUGACGCAGAUCUUGGACCAGCUUCGUUUUUCGUGAAUGCUGCUAGGAGAUGGGCAGCUAGUAGCAUAGGUCUCUUUGCCGGAAGUAGCAGUAAUGUAUAUCUAUCCUCUUCAGCAUCACAAUUUACCAACACUUCAGACUCGGAGCUUUUUCAGUCAGCAAGACUUUCUGCAUCUUCCCUAAGAUAUUAUGGCCUGGGGCUCGAGAAUGGAGGCUAUACCGUAAGACUUCAAUUUGCUGAAAUACAAAUGACAGAAUCUGCUAACUCUUGGAUUGGGCUUGGAAGACGACGAUUUGACAUUUAUGUCCAGGGAAGGCUUGUGGAAAAGGAUUUCGAUGUACGCGGAACAGCUGGUGGCUCUACUAAUAGGGCAGUUGAUAGAGAAUAUAAAGCAAAUGUAUCAGAAAAUUACCUCGAAGUUCAUCUUUUCUGGGCUGGAAAGGGAACAUGUUGUAUUCCUAUUCAGGGGGCUUAUGGGCCAAUAAUAUCGGCAGUCAGUGCAGUGCCAGAUUUUAUACCGACUGUUGAUAAUAAGCCACCAUCAAAGGGAAAGAACAAGACUGGUAUUAUUGUCGGUGUCAUUGUUGGGUUAGGACUUUUGAGCAUCCUUGUGGGUGUUGUUAUCUUCAUCAUACGAAAAAGAAGAAAGCCGUACACCGAUGAUGAAGAGCUACUUGGUAUGGAAAUAAAGCCUUACACAUUUACUUACUCGGAACUUAAAAGUGCAACUCAAGAUUUCAAUCUCUCAAACAAGCUUGGAGAGGGUGGAUUUGGGCCUGUUUAUAAGGGAAACCUCAAAGAUGGAAGAGAGGUAGCUGUGAAGCUGUUGUCGGUUGGAUCCAGGCAAGGGAAAGGACAGUUCGUUGCAGAAAUCGUAACGAUUUCUACAGUUCUACAUCGCAACCUAGUAACACUUUACGGCUGCUGCUUUGAAGGAGAUCACCGUUUGCUCGUAUAUGAAUAUCUUCCUAAUGGAAGUCUCGAUCAGGCACUAUUUGGGGAUAAGAGUAUACAUCUUGAUUGGUCAACCCGUUUCGAGAUAUGUUUGGGAGUAGCCAGAGGUCUAGUCUAUCUCCACGAGGAGGCGAGGGUUCGCAUAGUACACAGGGAUGUGAAGGCCAGCAACAUUUUGCUCGACUCCGAACUGGUCCCAAAAGUUUCUGAUUUUGGGCUGGCGAAACUAUACCACGACAAGAAAACUCACAUAAGUACCGGAGUUGCAGGGACCAUUGGAUAUCUUGCGCCAGAGUAUGCAAUGCGUGGACAUCUAACAGAGAAAACAGAUGUGUAUGCCUUUGGUGUUGUGGCUCUUGAGCUAGUUAGUGGAAGGCCCAACGCUGAUGAGAUGUUAGAGGAUGAUAAGAAGUAUCUUCUUGAAUGGACAUGGAAUCUACACGAGAAAGGCCGUGAAGUCGAACUAAUAGAUGAUAGGCUGAGUGAAUUCAACGUGAAAGAAGUGAAACGAGUGAUUGGCGUUGCUCUGCUCUGCACACAAGCAUCUCAUUCCUUGAGACCACCAAUGUCACGAGUAGUGGCUAUGUUGUCCGGAGAUGUUGAGGUCAGUGAUGUAACUACUAAGCCAGGCUACUUAACCGACUGGAGAUACGAUGACAUCACGACUUCCUCUGUCAGUGGUUUUCAAACCAAAGAGACGGACACUUCUGGCUCUAAUAAAUCACCCGGAAAGACAGAUUCUCUUCCAAUGCUUGGAGCAAAGAUCAAUGUUGGAAGAUGACAAUAUCUUCUCUGAAGGACAUAGUGAUGUUUCUAUACGGGUGAUCACUAUCUUCUGCUUUGAUUAAAAGAACCGAUUUCAUUUUUUGAUUGAAUAAACAUUUUAGCUCUACGUUUUUUUCUAGUGUGUCAUUUUUGUUGUGGUGAUUGGUGAAGUUGUAUAUUUUGUUCCAUGGGAUGGGCCAUUAAAAGAAAGAGUUUAUAUUUGA